Molecule: messenger RNA, 672 nt
Organism: Phanerochaete carnosa HHB-10118-sp
Lineage: Eukaryota; Fungi; Basidiomycota; Agaricomycetes; Polyporales; Phanerochaetaceae
Exons: 1
Coding region: 25-672 (215 amino acids)
Source: RefSeq, a predicted model, not a curated record
AAAAACGAUGUUAAUAGGUCGCAAAUGAGCGAGGCUCAGCUGCCUGAAGAGAUCUUGGAACACGUCCUUAGGCUCGUGCUCUCCGUCUCGGAGCGAGAGUUUUGCAAAUUUCGAGACAACACUCUAGGGCAAGGCAGGGGAUGGGUCUCACUGUCGACUUCGGCAGGACACGCUCCGGUCAGCCACCUGCUGCUGAUCUCCCGACGCUGGCUCAGGAUAGGCUCGCCGCUGCUCUACGAAGGCGUAGUGCUCCGCGAGCAGAAGCACACGAAGGCAGUUGCACAUAUCAUUUCUUUCGACACGCACUUGGGGGAGGAGAUCAAGUACCUCAGACUUGAAGGCGGGCUCGGGAAGCACUUGCCUGUCGUCCUUGCACACGCGCCCAAUGUCCAUACUUUGUACAUCUCGCUUCAUGUCCCAGCUUCAGAGGCUAUCCGAGGCCUACACAAGGCGCUCUCAUUGGUCCAUCCCAGGAAGCUUUACAUAUACUACAGGACAUCAGAGUUUAGGUCCACGAAAGCCAUGAGGGAAGCAAAGAGAUACUUGCAGUCGGCUAUUGCGACACAAUGGGAGACACUGGUAAGUACAACCACAGGAGGAUCGUCCACAACAGCUGACGUGUGCAUCAUAUACUUCAGACCACUGUCAUCCUCAGCAAUAAUUUUUGCAUGA